AAGCGAUCCAACAUCAUCAUCAUCUUGGUCUGUGGGCGGCUGUCAUGGUGUUCUGUGCCGAGUGCGGAAGUCGCUUUGAAGACGACACGUCGCGCUUUUGCGCAGAAUGCGGCGCUCCUCGUGAGACGAUCGAAGUUGCCAUGCCUGCUCCUUCUCCAGUAACUCCAAUCUACCCUCCGUCUACGGCCGUGACGUAUUCGCCACCCCCUGUGACACCUGCCGCCCCAAUCUACACUCCCCCAUCCGUGGCGACUGUAGCUCCCGUCAACACGUACCCGACACCAUCCACGCCUUCUAUCGCUACUUCGUCUGCCAAUUGUUCGUCGUGUGGCACGCUUUACGCUGAUGCGACCGAGCGCUUCUGUGGCGACUGUGGGCAGCCUCGGCAAUUCGUCCAACAAGCGACUGCUGUACUUGACGACGACGACGAGGAUUUGUUUGGCGCACCGCCGUCGUCCGCAUCUUCGAUCCCACCACCAACCCCGUUCCACCCACCUAGUCCCAUGCUUGAAGCACAGGGAACAACACCCCCAUCAUCUUCUUUGGAAGUUCCCAAGCUUGGCAAUUACCCUGGUGCAGCACUUGUUGCUGCGCAGUUGGCUGGACUCACUGUGAAAUCGUCCAAGCCCGCGGCGCCCGCCCCCGUGGACGUGCAUGGGACUGGCGCGGGUAUCUCCAUCCUAGACGUUGUGACUGCUCGCGACAUGGACACGCUUCCGAUUCGCCAUGCCAUUUCCACAGGAAUCGACCACAAUCGGUCUCGUCCGAGUCAUACCUCGGGGGCCUUCCACUCCACCCCCGUGACUCCGCAGUGCACAGUGCACCAAAAUGUCCAGCUAGGGCCAUCGCCAGAGGAAGCUUUCUACGCAUCGCGAACGCUACCAGACUCGACGGAAUGGACCGCCUUGUUGCGGCAACACCGCCAUGCCAAGACCCAAUUCACAGACCCUGCGUUUCCGCCGUCGUUGGCGUCGUUAUAUCGCGACCCUACGCGCCCCAUGACGCCCCCAGGAACGACCGCUCUCGACUCGGUCGUGUGGAAAUGGAAGCGCAUUUCCGACCUAUUUUCCCACCAUGCAUAUGUCGAAGUCUCGAUCUUGGACGACGACCAAAAACUCGUGUGUGGCAUCGCCAUGAAAUCCCCGGCCGAAGCCGAGAGCAUGCUCGAAACCAUCCGCGGUCAGCAGACCCAAGUCAUCGACGCCCGCUUCCUCCUACGAGCCACGGACGCGGUCACGGCGGCGCUGCACAAGAAGCGCACUGAGCAUUUCCUCAACCUCACGCGACCGUUGAUGGAAUCCAUGCAAGAGCGAGUCGCUGAUGGCAGCAUCACCAAGUACGAGCUGCUGUGGCAAAAGAGUCUGCUCGACGCAUACAAACCACUGGUCUUUGCCGGCGUCGGCACUCCCUAUGGCUACCGUUUGGACGGCUAUGGGACGUCAGUGUCCAAGGUGCAAGUGCUCGUGCCAAUCCAGUUCCAAGCCCAACAAGUAUGCUUGUUUGAUCGAGAAAUUACGUCUGGCGCCAGCUGCAAGCCCGGACGUCUGGCCGACGGCUACUUGUUUGGAGCGCUCUCGAUGCUGUCGACAUCCCCCACGGCACUCUCGCAGUUGUUUCCACGACUCACGGGGGAUUUGGUGCAGCCGCACAUGGUGUGGCCGAGUCCGCACGAGUUGGAGCAACAGUACAACGACGAGGGUGUGUAUUGCGUUCGGUUCUGGCGCAACCACAAGAGUUACCUUGUGGUCGUGGACGACUAUAUCCCGUGCAACCAUAACGGCAAGCCCGCGUUUGCUUCGUUCACUGGCACCGCCUCUCGCUUUGAGAUUUGGUCUAUGCUUGUGGAAAAAGCAUAUGCAAAACUGUAUGGCGGGUACGACAUGAUUGUGGGCGGCCAAGAGCUAUUUUGCCUGCAAGACCUCUACGGUGGACUUCCGUCGUCGUAUCCAACAAGCAACCUCCAAGCGAAUGCGAGUGCUCGGUUGAGUCAGUCGUUAAAACGAGGGAAUUUGAUCGGCUUGACCAACACGACCAACCACUCGGUGGCGAUGCCGUUGGGCCUAAAGGCAGGGCAUGCGUACGGCCUGGUCAAGAUUGCCCAGCUGCAGGUCCAAGGCCAGCUCGAGACGGUCGUGCAGCUGCGGAAUGUAUGGUCGGACGCGUCAAGUGAUGCCGCGGCGGCGGGGGUGCCGUGGGCCCGUGGGGGCGCCGACUGGAAGCAGUGUUCGCUCCAUCAAAAGCAGCGCGUGGGGUACCAACUCGCCGACGACGGCACGGUGUGGCUGACACUGGCGACGUGUUUGGCCUUGUUUUCCACUGUGUUGGAGUCGAGAAAUGUAUAUCAGUUUCCGUCGGUAGACCCGCGGGAUGUGGACGCGGUGCCGUUGUACGUGCAUGUGAUUGCAAGUGGAUGGAAGGGCGUCACGUGUGGCGGCCGCGAAGCCAUCCACUUGAACCCGCAAUUUCAAUUCACCACUGCAGACGCGACAGACGUGGUGGUCCACGUCGAGCAGCCAUGCCGACGAGCCAACAUGCAAGCCGACUACCCAUGCUUCGUGGCUCCCGUGGUGGCAGCCCACGCAGUCGUCGGCCGCCGCAAGCUGGACGUGGCCAAGGACGUGAUCGCCACGGGCACAUUCGUGUCGAAUCGCAGCUGCCUCGUGGAGCUAUCGCUGCCGUCUGAGGGGACGUACGCCGUCAUCCCAGCCACGUACGCGCCGUUCGAGUCGGCGUUUCAGGUCGUGGUCGUGUCGCCGGUGCCCCUCGCUGUUGGGUUCGUCUCAGACGACGAUAUCCCCGUCUGCAGUGUGUGUCGCCAGCCGUUGAAAGGGUCGUACAGAACGUACACGUCCCCGUACGAACUAGUAAUACUAGUUAGGACCUGUGCAUCGUCAGCACGGAAUGGAUGGAUGGCAAUGUGAUGAUUGGAUGUGUGUAUGGGUGUAUGUAUAUGCAGGGAUGGAGUAGUCGCCGAGCAUGUAUGCCAAGGCAGAUGUGCCGAUGAGUACCGAUCGAUGCAUGCGCCAGUGUGUGUGGACUGCCGCGAGCGCAUCGAAGUGGUCGCGGGGCGCUUCUCUGGGCGCCUCUUCACGUUGGAAGAUGGCACGUCAUGUCAUGCAGAAUGCAUGGACAACUAUCGUAUCCGCCAUGCAGAUUCGUGUGUGCACUGCCACGACGCGAUUGUCCAAAUUAAAGGAAAAUUCGACGGUAAAUUCUUUGCGCUGGACGGCGGAAAAGGCAAAGUGCAUGCCGAGUGCAUGGAGGCGUACCAGCUGUCGAUUGCGAAGAAGUGCCAUGAGUGCGGGCUGGCCAUCGUCAAAGGCGGCCGCUUCGACGGGCGGUUCUACCAGCUCUCUGGCUCGGAAAACCAGGUGCAUUUCGAAUGCUGGGAGGCGUUUCAAGCGAGCGCUGCCCCCAAGUGCCGCCACUGCCGCGAGCCCAUCUUGAAGAUCGAGCCCAAAUUUGACGGCCGCUUCUACGACCUCAACGACGGCUCGGGCAAAGUGCACUUUGAGUGCUGGGAUGCGUUUCGACAGUAGAGUUGACAAGACCGAAAUAACGAACCAAACAUGAUGCCUUUUUACACUUUGCAAGA
Messenger RNA from Aphanomyces astaci, 3595 nucleotides. RefSeq lists its product as hypothetical. Bases 45 to 2921 code for a protein of 958 amino acids. The record is from RefSeq and is a predicted model, not a curated record. The transcript has 14 exons. Gene Ontology annotation, cellular component: cytoplasm. NCBI's taxonomy places the organism in Eukaryota, Oomycota, Saprolegniomycetes, Saprolegniales, Verrucalvaceae. Gene Ontology annotation, molecular function: calcium-dependent cysteine-type endopeptidase activity. Gene Ontology annotation, biological process: proteolysis.